AUGGAAGAGAGUUGUGAAAUGAUGAACGUCUAUUAUUUUCAUCACCAGGCGGACGAAUUGUUGGGCACGGCCAGUGAACAAUUCUUGGGUAAAUCGGUGAAGGAGAUCAAACAGACCAUUCUACAGACACUCGAGGGACACUUGCGAGCUAUUCUAGAGGUCUCACUAUUGUUAGAGAAUGAGAGAAAUGAUAAUGACUUAACUUCAGGUAGAAUUUGUUACUCCGACGAGCCUUCAAGAAAGGAAUUCAAAGAAAAAGGAAUAUUCGAGAAUUGUAGUGGUUGGUUUUUAUUUCUUGAUAAUCACGAACCAACUUGA
This is a messenger RNA of Clunio marinus, 318 nucleotides long. NCBI's taxonomy places the organism in Eukaryota, Metazoa, Arthropoda, Insecta, Diptera, Chironomidae. The record is from the annotation of a GenBank genome assembly.